Zychaea mexicana is the source of this 1737-nucleotide messenger RNA. Its product is annotated as P-loop containing nucleoside triphosphate hydrolase protein. The record is from RefSeq and is a predicted model, not a curated record. Gene Ontology annotation, cellular component: nucleus. The transcript has 3 exons. NCBI's taxonomy places the organism in Eukaryota, Fungi, Mucoromycota, Mucoromycetes, Mucorales, Lichtheimiaceae. The annotation marks the transcript as partial. Gene Ontology annotation, molecular function: RNA helicase activity; RNA binding; ATP binding.
UACGAACGUGGUUCUUAUGGUGGCGGCGGUUACCGUAACCGCCGUGGUGGUGAUGAAGGUGGCUAUGUGCGCCGUGACGAAAGCCGUGGCUAUUGGAAGGAAGGCGCUCACCACGUCGCCAAUCCCAACCCUCGCACCGAACGUGAACUGUUUGGCAGCGCCGAUGACUCUGACCGUCAGCACACUGGUAUCAACUUUGAAAAGUACGACGACAUCCCUGUCGAGGCUAGUGGCCACGAUUGUCCCGAGGCUAUCACUACUUUUGCCAGCCCUCCUCUCGACGCCCACCUGUUGAGCAACAUCGAGUUGGCUCGCUACACAGUCCCUACUCCUGUCCAAAAGUACUCGAUCCCCAUCGUCGGUGCCGGCAGAGAUCUGAUGGCCUGUGCUCAGACUGGUUCCGGAAAGACUGGUGGUUUCUUGUUCCCCGUGCUCUCUGAACUUUUCGGCAAGGGUCCACUCGAAGUGCCUGCUGAAGAGGCUGGCCGUGGCUACCGCUCCCGCAAGGCGUAUCCCACCGUCUUGAUCCUGGCCCCUACCCGUGAAUUGGUCUCGCAGAUCUUUGACGAAGCCAAGAAGUUUGCUUACCGCAGUUGGGUCCGUCCCGCUGUCGUCUACGGUGGUGCCGAUAUUGGCUCCCAGAUCCGUCAGAUCGAGCGUGGCUGCGACUUGCUCGUUGCUACUCCUGGUCGUCUUGUCGACUUGAUCGAACGUGCCCGUAUUUCGCUCGCCAACAUCCGCUACCUCGUCCUUGACGAAGCCGAUCGUAUGCUUGAUAUGGGUUUCGAGCCUCAAAUCAGACGCAUUGUCGAGAAGGAAGACAUGCCCGGCGUUGAGGACCGUGUGACGCUCAUGUUCUCUGCAACCUUCCCUCGCGACAUCCAGUACCUUGCCCGCGAUUUCUUAAAGGACUACAUCUUCUUGUCUGUUGGCCGUGUUGGUUCGACAUCCGAAAACAUCACCCAAAAGGUCGAAUAUGUCGAAGACGAAGACAAGCGCUCGGUAUUGCUCGACAUCUUGCACUCAACUGAAGUGUCUGGCUUGACGUUGAUCUUUGUUGAGACCAAGCGCAUGGCCGAUAUGCUCUCGGACUUUUUGAUCUCCAACAACUUCCCUGCCACCUCUAUCCACGGUGACCGCUCCCAGCGCGAGCGUGAACGUGCUCUUGAUUCGUUCCGUACAGGUCGCACUCCCAUCAUGGUGGCUACUGCUGUCGCUGCCCGUGGUUUGGAUAUCGCCAACGUCUCGCACGUCAUCUCGUACGAUCUUCCUUCUGACAUUGAUGACUAUGUCCACCGUAUCGGCCGUACCGGUCGUGCUGGUAACACUGGUCUUGCCACUGCCUUCUUCAACCGUGGCAACAAGAACGUUGUCAACGACUUGAUCGAUAUUUUGAAGGAAGCCAACCAGGAACUCCCCUCGUUCUUGGAGUCGAUCUCCCGUGAAACCAGAUCGUUCGGUGGCGGCCGUGGCCGUGGCCGUGGCCGUGGUGGUAGCUUUGGUGGCCGCGAUUUCCGCAAGUAUCCUCAGAACGAUAGCUUCAGCCGUGGCGGCUAUGGUGGCGGCGGCGGCGGUAGCAGCGGCGGCGGUGGUUACGGUAACGAUAACAACUACGGCGGCGGAAGCGGCUACAACAACUAUCCUCCGCUUAACAACGGCGGCGGCGGCGGCGGUAGAUCGUCGUACGCUUCUCGAGACGUGCCUCUGCAGUACCAGACCAAGACCAGCUGGUUCUAA